UCAGCCUCAGAGGCACAGGCAGAGGGCGCCUGAGCCAUGUCCGCCCCCUGCGGCCGCUGCUGCCGCUCAGCUCCACGCGUUGAGGAGGCUCCUGCACCCCGGACCCCGCAGCCGCUGACAGCGUCCUGCGAGCCAAGGCAGGAGACUGAGUAGAGCCGCUCUGUCUCCCCCGCGCCUGCUUCGCCUAGUCCAUGGGGCUGCGCUGCGUGUGUGCAGGCAGGGGGCUGCUGCUGCAGAAGGAGGAAGCCCCAUUGGUGUGAGCAGCUGCGCUCUCCCUCGCCUCUCUGCCCUGCCUCACCUCCCUGCUCCUGAGCGAGCCCGGCUCGGAUGUCCGGUUUCCUGGUGGCUUUUCACCUGGCAAACUCCAGCUAACUUCGGUGAGCAAUUGCAAAGCGUCCGGGCACGUUGCGAGCUCCCUUGCAGGCAGCUGGUGCUGCUGCAUCUUCUCCAUCCCAGGGAUUCUGCCGCCUUGGAUAUUGGGGGGAGGCAAUCAACAAAGCCAAGGAGCCUCACGAUUCCCCGUACACUCCUCAAGCUCCCCCCGCCCCGCCACGCAUCCACCCUGCCAUCCUUGCACAAUGCACUUGCUGGGAUUAUUCUCUCUGGUUUGCUAUCUGGCUGCUGCUGCUCUGCUGCUGGGACCCAGGGAGCCGGCCACCGCCGCUGCCUAUGAAUCCGGGCAGGGCUACUACGAGGAGGAGCCCGAUUUGGGGGAAGCAAAGGCUCAUGCAAGCAAAGAGCUGGAAGAGCAGUUGCGGUCUGUGUCCAGUGUGGAUGAACUCAUGACAGUACUUUACCCAGAGUACUGGAAAAUGUUCAAAUGUCAGUUGAGGAAAGGGGGCUGGCAACACAACAGGGAACACUCCAGCUUCGACACAAGAUCAGAUGAUUCAAUAAAAUUUGCAGCAGCACAUUAUAAUGCAGAGAUCUUGAAAAGUAUUGAUAAUGAAUGGAGGAAAACUCAGUGCAUGCCACGUGAGGUGUGUGUAGAUGUGGGGAAAGAGUUUGGAGCAACAACAAACACCUUCUUUAAACCCCCAUGUGUAUCCAUCUACAGAUGUGGAGGUUGCUGCAAUAGUGAGGGGCUGCAAUGUAUGAAUAUCAGCACAAGUUACAUCAGCAAAACGUUAUUUGAGAUUACUGUGCCGCUGUCUCAUGGCCCUAAACCUGUAACAGUCAGUUUUGCUAAUCAUACAUCCUGCCGAUGCAUGUCUAAGCUGGAUGUUUACAGACAAGUUCAUUCAAUCAUUAGACGCUCCUUGCCAGCGACGCAACCACAGUGUCACGUGGCAAACAAAACUUGUCCAAAGAAUCUUAUCUGGAAUAAUCAGAUUUGCAGAUGUCUGGUGCAGCAUGACUUCAGUUUCUCUUCCCAACAUGGAGAUACUGACACUGCUGACGAAUUCCAUGAUAUCUGUGGACCUAACAAAGAGCUUGAUGAAGAAACCUGUCAAUGUGUUUGCAAAGGGGGUGUACGGCCUUCAAGCUGUGGACCCCAAAAAGAAUUAGAUAGAACAUUGUGCCAGUGUACAUGUAAAAACAAACUUUUGCCUAGUUCCUGUGGUCCCAACAAAGAAUUUGAUGAAGAUAAGUGCCAGUGUGUAUGUAAAAGAACCUGCCCCAAACAUCAGCCACUAAAUUCUGCAAAAUGUAUCUGUGAAUGUAUAGAAUCUCCAAAUAAAUGCUUCUUAAAAGGAAAAAGGUUUCAUCACCAGACAUGCAGUUGCUACAGACCACCGUGUACAGUUAGAACGAAACGCUGUGAGCCUGGAUUUUAUUAUAGUGAAGAAGUGUGCCGUUGCGUACCCACAUAUUGGAAAAGACCGCUUAUUAAUUAGUGAAGAAAGCACUACUUGCCAUUUUGGUGUACAUUUUUCCAUUAAAAAAACAACUGCGUUAACAUUGGAAUUAACUGUGCACCAGAGACCCUGUGGGAUUCACAGAGACAGACACAUUGUGCUUUUUCCCCAAGAAAUGUGGAAAGCACAUGUAGACAAUAAUGGGGCUCAUGUUGUGUAAAGAACUCACUAAGGACUUGUUUUCUGCCAAUGACAAAACAGCCUUGGUUUUCCUCCUUGUGAUUUUUUUUUAAAGAGAGAAUGACUAUAUAAUUUAUUUCCACUAAAAACAUUGUGCAGCAUUCCUGUUUAUAGCAGUAACAAUUGUUAAAGCUCACUGUGAUCAAUAUUUUUAUAUCAUGCAAAAUAUGUUUAAAUAAAAUGAAAAUUG
This is a messenger RNA of Emys orbicularis (European pond turtle), 2229 nucleotides long. RefSeq names its product vascular endothelial growth factor C (gene VEGFC). The coding region runs from base 579 to 1838 and encodes 419 amino acids. The record is from RefSeq and is a predicted model, not a curated record. Gene Ontology annotation, biological process: induction of positive chemotaxis; positive regulation of protein phosphorylation; response to hypoxia. Gene Ontology annotation, cellular component: membrane. Gene Ontology annotation, molecular function: growth factor activity; chemoattractant activity; vascular endothelial growth factor receptor 3 binding. The transcript has 7 exons. NCBI's taxonomy places the organism in Eukaryota, Metazoa, Chordata, Testudines, Emydidae.